AUGGCCGGGUACUGCGACAGCCUGGGCUCCUGCUCUGUCCCCCACGGCCAGGAACGAGCGGUCGCGCAUCCCCCGGGCCACGCGCGCGGGGACCUGGGCCCUUCGGGUGGCGGCCCCCGCCUGUGGGUGAACACGUCCGCGCUCAGCCCGGCGCCCUACACCGCGGCCCCCGGACCUGCGCCCUACACGGCGGCCGCAGGCUUCGCAGCCCCGGGUCCGCUCCUAGGCACCGCGGGCGGCCUGGCGGGCGCGGACCUCGCGUGGCUGAGCCUGUCGGGGCAGCAGGAGCUGCUGCGGCUGGUGCGGCCUCCCUACUCCUACUCUGCGCUCAUAGCCAUGGCCAUCCAGAGCGCGCCGCUGCGGAGGCUGACGCUCAGCCAGAUCUACCAGUACGUGGCCGGCAACUUCCCGUUCUACAAGCGCAGCAAGGCGGGCUGGCAGAACUCCAUCCGCCACAACCUGUCUCUCAACGACUGCUUCAAGAAGGUGCCGCGGGAUGAGAGCGACCCAGGAAAAGGCAAUUACUGGACGCUGGACCCAAACUGCGAGAAGAUGUUCGACAACGGGAACUUCCGUCGGAAGAGGAAGAGGAGAGGGGAGGCGAGCAACGCUGCCCUGGGAACCAGGAGCCCCGAGGGAACUGAAGAAGCUGCUGUGGACCCCCAGGGCUCGGCUUCCCCGGGUCUGCAGGCCUCCAGGUCCGCGCGCACCACCACCUGCCUCUCCAGCUUCUCCACCACGGUGGGCACCCUGACCCGUGGCCUUGGCACCUUUCCUGCCGGCCCGAUGCGCGACUUUUCUUUCGGGAGGCCCACAACAGUGGCCGUCCACAGUCCCCAGAUCCCCAAUACCGCACCACGAUUUGCCCCUGGCCAUCAGAAGACAGCCACCGGCUUUCAGGUGGGUCACCUCAUCUACAGCAGGGAAGGAACUGAAGUUUGA
This is a messenger RNA of Nannospalax galili (Upper Galilee mountains blind mole rat), 942 nucleotides long. It is a transcript of the gene Foxi2, whose product is annotated as forkhead box I2. Bases 1 to 942 code for a protein of 313 amino acids. The transcript is spliced from 2 exons. Gene Ontology annotation, biological process: cell differentiation; regulation of transcription by RNA polymerase II; anatomical structure morphogenesis. Lineage: Eukaryota; Metazoa; Chordata; Mammalia; Rodentia; Spalacidae. The record is from RefSeq and is a predicted model, not a curated record. Gene Ontology annotation, molecular function: DNA-binding transcription factor activity, RNA polymerase II-specific; RNA polymerase II cis-regulatory region sequence-specific DNA binding.